Messenger RNA from Clunio marinus, 4116 nucleotides. NCBI's taxonomy places the organism in Eukaryota, Metazoa, Arthropoda, Insecta, Diptera, Chironomidae. The record is from the annotation of a GenBank genome assembly.
AUUACAGCUUAUGUAAGGCAAGUGUUUGGACUAAUAAAACACUUUUUCUUCAUUUUCUCGAAGUGGUUUUAUUCGGGAAACAGUACGUUUAAGACGACAAGUUGUCUGUGGAGAAUGAUUUAACGGACCAUAACGUCGCUGUAGUUUGUGUGUUGAUGAUAGGAAAAGAAGGAAAAGACAUGAGAAAACGUAAUUGAAAGUGAAAGUGUUUAUUCUUCGCAGUGACAAAAACCAUAAAAUAAAUUUUUCUUCUGCCUUUUUUGUAAGAUUAAACCCGUCUUUUCAUUUUUGUGUCCUUAAAAACUCUUAUGACCACUAGAAAGUGAUUGUGGUUUUCCUUCCUACCGUAAAAAUAAAUAGUAGGGAAUAGGAACACUUUUCUUUAUCUGCCUUCUUAAAAGUUUAGUGAAUUGUCAGAGAAAUAAAGAAAAAAAAUCAUUACUAACUUGGCUACAAGUCUUAAGGCUUUAAGAAUAGAGAAAAUGAAGAUAGUUUUAAUUGCGAGAGGUUUAACAUGGUUGCUAAUAGAACUAACCAUAGUUAGUGGAUUUGAAGUUUAUUGGAACAUUCCAUCUUUCAUGUGUAAAAAGCAUCAAUUCGAUUUCACCAGUCUUGUUAAGAAUUAUGACAUUCUGCAAAAUGAGCAGGAUAACUUUCAAGGUGAAAAGAUCACCAUUCUGUACGAUCCUGGCAUGUUUCCCGCUUUAGGUACCAACAAUGAAAAAAGAAACGGGGGUAUUCCUCAAGAAGGAAACUUGACAAAGCAUCUGACGGUUUAUCGACAACAUAUCGAAGAGCUUGUGCCGGACAUUAACAAUAAUGGCCUCGUUAUCAUUGAUUUUGAAUCAUGGCGUCCAAUUUUUCGUCAGAACUUUGGGACAUUAACACCGUACAAAGAUGUGUCAUAUCAGAUUGAAAAACAACGUCAUCCGUUUUGGCCGAAGCCGUACUAUGAAGCUGAGGCUGUGAAGAGAUUUGAGUCGGCUGGCAGAAAAUAUGUUGAAGAGACAUUGAAACUAUCAAAGUUGUUACGACCUUAUGCCAAAUGGGGAUAUUAUGCCUUUCCUUAUUGUUUUAAUAAAGGUCAAAAUGCAUUCUGUCCCAGAGAAGUCAAAGCAGAAAAUGACCGCAUGGGUUGGAUGUUUUUCCAUUCAGAUAUGGUAUUGCCUUCGGUGUAUUUGAAUGAGAAAAUGAAACCACAGGAGAGACAAAGCAUGGUUUCAGCAAGAAUUCAGGAAGCUAUAAGAGCAUCGAAAUCAUACUCGAGAAAACAGAAGGAAGUGUAUGUGUAUAUACGAUAUGUCUACACCGACAGUAGGAAAGUUUUAUCAGAGAGUGACUUGUUGAUGGUGUUUCAAAGUGCUAAGAGCCAGGGCGCUAAUGGGAUUAUAUUGUGGGGAAGUUCAUAUGACUUAAGUUCAAGAAAUCGAAAUGGGAAAGCGCUCCCUGAGCUUCCCGAGACCCAAGAGAUCUUAACUGAUGAUGAUUCGGAAAACUUAUUUUCACAAUCGCUUUCAUUAAGUACAGUUUGGGCAAAGCUUUACUUUCUUCCUAAUCCAAAAGUUUCUGUAUUUGAACUUCGUAAUAACAAAGCAUGGAUCGGACGAGAUGCUCCUUCUAAUGAGAGCACAGAAAAUAUUGAUGUCUUCGUGUUUCAUGAUCAAAUUCCUUCAAAAUAUAUUGAUCGAAUCUCAAAGUGCCAUUUUACAAUUGAAAGAGAACCAAAAGAGUCAAACUCAUUUUGUGCUCGUGAAUCUUCAGAAAAAGAUAUGAGUCCAGCAACAUUGAGUUGUGCUGGAAGAAAUGGAAUUUUUAUCAACGAUGAAAAAUUAUUAAUGGGAGAAAAACGAAUGCUCGCUCAUAACGACAUAAUAAAAUUAUCCAAUUAUGAACUCUUCCGAUUCCAUUAUGAAAACACACCGUCUGAAUUGCAUACAUUACCAAAGAGUUGCUUGUCUAAAUAUUACAUUGGUAUGCAAAUAGGAAGCGGAGGGUGUGGGAUUGUUCGCUUAAUUCAAAACCUUAAAACAUCCGAGAAAUUUGCUAUGAAAGUUAUUAGAAAAGAAAUCAAUCCAAUGGUUCUUAAUCGUGUCGCUAAUAAUUCAAAGAUUUUGAAUGAAGUGAAAAUUAUGAAGAAGCUUUCACAUUUUCAUGUGCUUAGUUUGAUUGAUACAUUUGAGACACCUGAAUGCGUUUACAUUGUUAUGGAAUAUAUGGAAGGUCGUGACUUGUUACAUCGAAUCACACAGUUUGAUCCAAAUCGAAAGUAUUUAUCAGAAAAAGACGCCAAGUUCUUCUUCCUUCAAAUUUGUCGUGGACUGAAAUAUUUGCACGAUUCAUUUGUCACUCACCGUGAUAUAAAACCUGAUAACAUAUUAUUAGCAAGCAACGAUGCUGAUCCUCUUGUCAAGAUAUCUGACUUUGGACUCAGUAAAUUUGUGGCCUUAGAUUCAAUGCAAACAGUAUGUGGUACACAAUUGUACGUAGCACCGGAAGUUUUAAUGGGUGGCGUGUACACUAGCAAAGUAGACAUGUGGAGCCUUGGCGUCUUACUUUUUGCAAUGUUGAGUGGUUCUGUUCCGUUUUGUGAUGCUUAUGGUCCUCCUGAUGUUACGACUCAAAUAAAGGAAGCCAAAUAUUCAUUUAAAAGCAGAUUAUGGAAUGAUGUUAGUCGUCCAGCUAAAGAUUUGAUUCGUAAACUUAUUCAGAAAGAACCAGAAAAACGAUUAACAAUCGAUGAAGUUUUAAGUCAUCCAUGGUUGAAAUGUUUAAAAACAAUUUCACGUGUUCAAAAAUUAUACAAUUUUAAUGAAACUGUUGUCGAUGAAACUGAAGACGCAGAACUUGAGACGACUUUACUUCGAAAAAUGUCAGGAAAAGAGAAAAGAUCAAGUAAAAAGAAGAAAGAUGAAUAUAAGGAUGGAGAUGAGGAGACAGAAAAACCUAAUAAAAUGGAAUUCAAAGUUGCGAAAUGGCUACGAAAAAAUGUUCAAGUGAAAAAAACAAAAUUUUUGAACCAUAAUGUUGAGUAUUUUGCUUCUGGUAAAGCAUUGGAUGCAUUGAUGUCAUCAAAGUUCGCAGAAGGAGAAAAUUGUUUGUUCCAAAAUCGACAAUCAGCAAUCGACUACUUGGAUUUGAUGCUUACUCACAAAUUUUUCCAUCGCGCAAAGAAAGUUCCAGUCAGUGAACAUGAAUUAAAAGGGAGAUCAAAAGAGAGGACAAAGGAUCAGGAUAAGGACAGGGACAUCAAGAUUAAGGAGACUGAUGCGGAAAGUUCACAUGCCGAGGAAAAAGCGGAAAAAUCUGAGGUUGCACCAGAGAAAAAGAAACGAAAGAUUCGACUUGAAAUGCAUCCACAACAGAUUUUUAUUGAUCAACUUCAUGAACCAUACGUUUGGAUUUAUGACCCGAUUCCUAUGCAUUACUGGAUUUUUGGAACUCUCGUGGUUAUUGGUGCAAUAGUCAUCUGUUUGUUUCCCUUAUGGCCACCACAAUUAAGAACUGGUGUCUACUAUUUGUCAAUGACGGCUGCUGGUUUCUUGGUCUUUCUUCUUGCUCUUGUUAUUCUUAGAUUUAUUCUAUUCUGCAUCAUUUGGAUUGUUUCUGGUGGAAAGCAUCACUUCUGGUUCCUUCCAAAUUUAACAGAAGACGUUGGAUUUAUCGAUUCCUUCAAACCAUUAUACAAACACGAAUACAAGGACGGUUCGGAAAAUAAGAAACAUAAAAAAGAUAAAACAAAAAAGAAGAAAAAGGAAAGUGACGAUGAAGAUGCUCCUCAAGAGAAAUCGAACAAGAAAUCAAAGAACAUAGAGAUAGAAGAGGCCGAAGAAAGUGAAUUAAGACAACGAAAAGGAGGCGAAGUAAAGAAAGCAAAGGACGAGAAAGAGGAAGAAGUUAAAACGGACGAAGUUAAAAAUUCGGAAUCCGAAUCAUCAGAUUCUCAACGAUCAUCAACGGGGAAAGAUUUUGAAAUUCUUGAAGCAGAAGAGGACGAAGACGAGCCUUGAAUGUCUCGAAAUUUAAUUUAUGAUAUGAUACAAAUAUUAUACUUGUAAUUGAAUCUGUAAUAAUUGAAGCUGAAAUAAAUAUUUCUUUCUCAAUGGUAAAAUAGAAAAA